This is a messenger RNA of Sphenostylis stenocarpa, 246 nucleotides long. The record is from the annotation of a GenBank genome assembly. Lineage: Eukaryota; Viridiplantae; Streptophyta; Magnoliopsida; Fabales; Fabaceae.
AUGUUUAUACUUCUGGGUUCUGGCUUAGCCAGCUGUUGGAGUAUUUCCGGAGUAGUUUAUGUUGGCCUUUAUAUAUCAAGAAAUCUGUCGUUUGAGCUGGGUGGAUGUGUUGUGCAUAGCUAUUUCCAGCCCAGAAUAGCUCAAGUGAUAAGGGAGAAAGGGGGUUGGGUUAGAAGUCAUAGGUUCAUUCUUGAAUAUAAGCCAAUGAUGCUUCCUGAUAUGGGUACAGAGCUGGUGAUGUCUUGA